Messenger RNA from Closterium sp. Naga37s-1, 4320 nucleotides. The record is from the annotation of a GenBank genome assembly. Lineage: Eukaryota; Viridiplantae; Streptophyta; Zygnematophyceae; Desmidiales; Closteriaceae.
AUGCAAUUCGGAGGGCGACGCGAGGUGUCGCUGCGCGGGGCGAGCGCGCGCGAGGUGUCGCGGAACGCGCUACUGAACAAGGUGGCGGAAGAGCGCGCGGCGCGCAGCAAGGCCCGCAAGUCCGCGGCCUCCGCCGCGCUCAUUCAGCGUGUGUGGCGUGGCAGGAAAGCAGCUUGCGUCGCUCGCCAGCUCGUCCAAUCCGAGUGGGACACGUGGCAUGCUUCCCGCAUGGCAGCAGUGGGGGGCCAGCCCCCAGCGCCUCUAACAGCCGAUGAAGUUUCCCAGAAGCUUCUGGCGCCGGUGCUGUUCUUGCUGUGGGAUGCGCGGAAAAGGGAGUGGAGAAUUGGAGGGAGGGGGGAGGGGGGGAAAGGGGGAAGCAGAGGGGAAGGGGGAGGGACCGGAGCAGGAUCAGGGGCAGGGGGAGGGGCAGGGGGAGGGGCAGGGGGAGGGGGAGGGGGAGGGGGAGGGGGAGGGAUAGGUGGAGGGGGAGCAGGAAAGGAAGUGCAACGGUUACAGUCGGUGCUGGUGUGGCUGUUAAAAAGUCUGGAUUCCCCAGAUCCUGCUACCAACUUCUGCUCCUUGGCCGUCGGCACCCAAUCACAGUGCGCCACGUGGCAGCACCAGGCACAUAGAAUAGUUUCCCUCUGCAGUGCUCUCCUCAGCCUUUUCUCCUCCUCUUCCUCUUCCUCCUCCUCCUCCUCUUCUGCCCCUCCCUCCUCUCACACGCACACCACUACCACCCCAUCAGCACCCUCUCUCCUACUCACAGUUCUCGCCAUGCGUGUCCACGUGUCACUCUGUGACACUGCCACUUGGCGCUUCCUCAAAUCGCCAGCUGUCGCCGCCUCCUCCUCCCCUGAAAGCACCCUGGCAGCAGCAGAGGCUCAGGUGCUUUCUCUGUUGGCAGGUACUGCAUCAGGUGCCACAGGGAUCUACCCUGCACUGCGCAUGCACAUACUGACAAACUCUGCCGCCCCGCCCGUGGACGGCAUGGGCAUCACUGGCAGCAGAUCAGUUUUCCGCCCACAUUCUCACCAUCCCGCUGCUGACGUGGCGCCUGCCAUCCCCCCUCCUCCCUGCCCUGCGCCAUCUGCCUCUCUUUCCCCUCCUCCCUUCCCUGCGCCAUCUGUCAGCGCUCCAACCGUGCCUCCUCUCCUGCCUGCGCAAGGCUCCUUCCCCCCACCCCUCGCGACCCGACCCAUACCACCGACUCACCUCCCAUCCCCCCCCUCCCGGCUGGUCCUAGCUACCCUCUCUGCUGCUCUCUCAUUUGUGUCCCCGACCCCUUUCCCCCUCUCCCUCCCUCCCCUCUGCUAUUUACCUGCCCCUCUCUCUCCCCUCGUGCAGCGCCAGGCUCCUUCCCCCCACCCCUCGCCACCCGACCCAUACCACCGGCUCACCUCCCAUCUCCCCCCUCCCGCCUGGGCUCUAGCAAACGUCUCUGCUCUCGCCACCAGCCCCCCUUCCCUCUCCUCCUCCCCCUCUCCAUCCUCCUCCCCUUCCCCCUCUCCACCCUCUCCUCCUCCUCCUCCCUCUCCCUCACUCUCCUCUGAGCUGUUCCUACCCGGUCUGAACUUGCCACUCUAUGUCCACUCCCUCUGCGCCCUAGCUGCUGCUGUGAUUGACCAUGAGGAGAAAGAGACAGAUUCUGCCGGCCAGGGAAGACCGCCCGGGAGUGCGGGUGAUGAUGACGCUGCGCUGGCUGCGUUCAUAGGCGGGCGGCAGGCUGGUCAAUCAAGUCAACCAGGGUCAACGGCAGCACAACGGUGGUCUACCUUUCUCUCCUCCACGUUCCAGAGACGCGCAGCAGAAGCACAGAGAGGGCGCAGAGGAAGAGGAGGGGGAGGAGGGGGAGAGGGAGGAGGGAGGACGUUUUGGGAGACGCAGACAGGUGACUAUAUGGAAGAGGAUAUUGAUGAGGGGGGAGAGGAGGAGGAGGGGGAGGGGGAGGGGGAGGGGGAGGGGGAGGGAACAGGAACCGGGGGAUUCGAGGGAAGAGAGGGGGGAGAGGGAGGAGGGGAGCGGUGGGAUGUGGAGAGUAUGAGGAAGGGGGUGGCAGGGGUGGCGGCUGACGUGGCAGUGGUGAUGACUGUGUUCUGCCAGGCGUACUCCCACCUGCUGCUCGUGCUGGACGACGAGGAGUUCUACCAGAGACAGGUGGGUGCUGUGUGGGCGUAUGCCCACCUGCUGCUUGUGCUGGAGGAUGAGGAGUUCUACCAGAGACAGGUGGGUGCUGUGCGGUGCAGUACGGUGGGGUGGUGGGAUGUUGGGUUCUGUGCGGUGCUGUGCGGUGGGGUGGUGGGAUGUGGAGCGUAUGAGGAGCGGGGUGGCAGUGGUGAGUGUUCUGCAGGGCGUAUUCCCACCUGCUGCUCGUGCUGGACGAUGAGGAGUUCUACCAGAGACAGGGCGUAUGCCCACCUGCUGCUUGUGCUGGAUGAUGAGGAGUUCUACCAGAGACAGGUGGGUGUGUUGCAGGCGUACGCCCACCUGCUGCUCAUGCUGGAUGAUGAGGAGUUCCACCAGAGACAGGUGGGUGCUGUGCGGUGCUGCGUGGUUGCGAUCCCUUUCUCUCUCUCGGAGCAAAGGGUCAUCGCAGCAACACUCAACACUCUCGUUUACAACACCCUCAUCUCCUCCCCCUCCUCCUCCUCCCCAUCCCCCUCCUCCGCCUCUUCCUCCGCCUCCUCUCCUCUCACCCCCUCGCAAUCCGCUCUCCUAGAAGCAGCCACGCGCUGCCUCCUCCCUCUGCACGACCGAGACUGCAGACGAGCCUUCUGCGAGCCUUCCCUCUGGUUGGCCCCUGCUGAUCGCUGCCCCCCACCUGUUAUCUCGGCAGCAGGUGCAGCCAGACACCAUGGCGUGGGGGGCGAGGGGGGAGGAGGGAUGGGCGCAAUGAUGGGCAGAGGGGCGGAGCACUGGGAGAUGGGGGAGUGGAUGGGGGAACUAGGCAUGGGCGGUGGGGCAGGAGGCGGAGGAGGGGAAAUCGGAGGAGAGGGGGGGGUGAUGAUGGCGGGAGGAGGGAGAGGGAGAGGAGGCGUGGAGAAGGGGAAGGUUCAGCAGAGCGGCUCGGCGAUGGCUGCUGUGCUGCGCACGCUGCCCCAUGUGCUGCCGUUUGAAAAGAGGGUGCACAUAUUCCGGGAGCUGAUUCAAGCGGACAAGGCGCGGCAUGGAUUAGGGGCUGCCCCCGGGAUGGGCAUGGUGCGGCCCGUGGUGGACGUGUCCAUGCGGCGGGAUUUGCUUGUCGAAGAUGCGUUCGUGCGACUAAACCAGCUCGGACCCAUGCUCAAGGGCCGUGUGCGUGUGUCAUUCGUAAAUGCGUUUGGAGCAGAAGAGAUAGGCAUGGACCAGGGCGGACUCUUUAAAGAGUUCCUCACUGACCUUGCUAAAGCAGCCUUCGACCCGGGCUAUGGCCUGUUCCUCCAGGCGGCCACAGAAGAGGGUUACCUGUAUCCACACCCGGCAGCAGCAGCGCUGGGCCACGGCAUUCCCAUGGUGGAGUUUCUCGGCCGCAUAGUGGGCAAGGCGCUAUACGAGGGAAUCCUGCUGGAAUACAGCUUCGCGCCACUCUUCGUCUCCAAGCUAGUGGGGAGAUAUGCCUUUCUGGAUGAGCUCUCAUCCUUGGACGUGGAGCUGUACCGCAACCUCAUGUACCUCAAGCACUACGAGGGGGAUGCCUCGGAAUUGGCAUUAGACUUCACAGUGACAGAAGAGGUGCUGGGAGAGCACAGCAUCGUGGAGCUGUGGCCGGGCGGCAGUCACAUCGCAGUCACCAAUGAGAACAAGCUGCAGUACAUCCAUGCUGUGGCGGACUACAAGCUCAACCGUCAGAUGGCAGCAGUGGUGGCGGCGUUUCUGAGGGGCCUCUCAGAUUUGAUCCAGCCCGAGUGGUUGCGGCUGUUCAGCCCAAAGGAGUUCAAUCAGCUGCUGUCAGGCGGAGAGCAGGACGUGGACGUGGAGGACCUCAGGGUGCACACGAGAUACUCGGGGGGAUACACUGAGAGCGACCGCACCAUCAAGAUGUUUUGGGAGGUGGUGAAGGAGCUAUCGAGGGAGGAGAAGAGCCAGCUGCUCAAAUUCGUGACCAGCUGCUCGCGACCCCCCUUGCUGGGGUUCAAGCAUCUCAACCCGCCUCUCACCAUCCACAAGGUGAAUGUGGACGCGUCCAUGUGGGCUACACUAGGAGGGCCCGAUGUGGGCUGGCUUCCCACUGCUUCCACCUGCUACAACCUGCUCAAGCUGCCCACGUACCAACGAGCCAGCACACUGCGGGACAAGCUUAAGUACGCCAUCUCCUCUGGAACUGGCUUUGAGCUCUCAUGA